Molecule: messenger RNA, 2858 nt
Organism: Leptomonas pyrrhocoris
Lineage: Eukaryota; Euglenozoa; Kinetoplastea; Trypanosomatida; Trypanosomatidae
Product: putative dipeptidyl-peptidase 8-like serine peptidase
Exons: 1
Coding region: 303-2858 (851 amino acids)
Biological process (GO): proteolysis
Molecular function (GO): serine-type peptidase activity; dipeptidyl-peptidase activity
Source: RefSeq, a predicted model, not a curated record
AGCCUUUGUUCUCUUGCCCUCUUUUCUUAUUAUUUUUCAGUUUCUUUCGUUUCUCAUUGGCGUACUGCUGAAUCAUCAAGUUCUUCGUUAUCACUCUUCUCUUCGUGAUCGUGCUGCGGCGACCCUACCAACUUCUGUUUCUCGCGGAAAACGAUUUUGUGCGUCGUUAGACUACCUCUUCCACCAACAUCAUUCACUUAACUUCUGUUUUUUCCCCCGUUAAUCAACGCUCCUUCAAUCGAGUGCCAUUAUCAUUACAGAAAACAAAACCCUUUUGAAGCGCGCCUGCACCACACUCCACCAUGCCCGCCAAGCCACUGAAGAGCUACAUGGAGGAGCUGUCCAAGUACAUGGACGCCUUUACCUCCGCAGCUGGCAAGCCGCAGCGUGUCGACGUUGUCGGCGAUCGCGUGUACUGGACGCAGGGCAAGCAGCAGGAGCUGUUUUCGGCCCCCGUCAGCGCCGGUGCAGGCGAAGUGGUGCGUGUGAUUGCCUCCGAAAAAGCGAAAGAGGACAACGGAGCAGAGGAGGAGAAGCUCACCAAGGAGGAGGAGAUGCUGCGGGAGCGCCUGCGCACUCGCACCACCGGCAUCUCCAGCUUCCGCGUCCGAGAGAGCGACGGGGCGGUCUUCUACACCAGCGGCGUGGACGUGUACGUAUAUUACCAGCACGGCCCGCGCGCCGGCAAGGCGCCCAUCAAGAUCUUUGACUACCUCUCCGAAGAGGACAAGGCGCACUUUCAGGCCAUGGGAGGGAAGCCGAAUCUUUUUGUGGAGCCGAUCAAGUCGUUUGACGCGUCGCACCCCAGCGACUAUUCUGUCGUGACCUUUGUGAACAACAACAACGUUUACAAGGCUACCAUCACGGAGCGUCCCGCCGAUGAAGCCGCCCCGCUGUCGGUGGCCGUGCAGCAGAUCACGCACAUCGGUGACGACCUGCACCAGUGCGGCGUGGCCGACUACAUCAUUCAGGAGGAGUUUGCCCGCUACACCGGCCACUACGCCACGGAUCGCUACGUUGUCUUCUCGUACAUCGAAUCGACGCACAUGCGCUCCGUCGCGCUGCUGAAGAGCGUGGGGUCGCCCGACGUGCCGCCUGAGGAGCCGGCGAAGCCGUCCUACGCGACGGACGUAGAGGAGAUGCCGUACUCCCGCGUCGGCGACCCCAACGCGCGCACGACACUGGUCGUCUACGACGGUGAGACGAAGCAGAUGCGCCUGCUGCCUGAGGCCGCCCUCCGCAACGUGGCCCCAUGGACGGAGUACAUCCUGCGCUUCGGCUUCAAGGAUGCGGAGACGCUCUACGUGUCCGUCAUCGACCGUGUGCAGGAGCAGUACACCGUGCUGAGCUGCCCCAUUUCCGCCCUCCCUGUGAUCGGCUCCGAGGAGGACCUGCGUGCGCUCUACCGCGAGAAGGACUGCAAGACGGUGGCCAACAUCGUCGGCGACGCCGCCGUGCCGCCGCUGCGCGUAGAGUGGGCGCAGCGCAUCGACUUCGCCUGGGUGGAGUGUCAGGCCGGGGCGCCGAUGCACUACGGCAGGGAGUACGACGUGCUGUGCCGCCACGCUGCGGAGACGGCGACGGCACACUACCACCUCUACGCCCGUCCAGCGAGGGCCGCCGGGGCAGACGCGUGGAGGCCGCUGACGGCCGGGGCAUGGAACGUGCGGGCGGGUCUGCAGCAGAUCGACGACAACCGCGUGUACUUUCUGGCGAAUGCCGAGGGACGUCUGAAGCAGGUUUUGUACGCCAUCCCCCUCUCUCUCGAGCAGGCGCCGCACACGGCCGAGAAUCUGGCACGCCUUACCCCGCUCAACGAGUACGUCUACAGCUACCGCGUCAAGGGCGACCACUUCUUCUACGUCUCUAGCACCCCGUCCACGCCGGCGAAGCUGUACGCGGCGCGCGUGUCGACGCCCGAGCAGCGGAGGGAAAUCGUCGUGCCGUCGUGGGUGCCGGCGGUGAAGGGUUGCGACCCGGCUGCGACGGCGGACACAACGAGGUACUUUGCUGGUCUGCCGAUCGUCACGCCGCACGUCGUGACCGUCACGAGCCGACGCGGUGUUCCGCUGAGCGCGUCCGUGUUUGUUGCGCCAAGCGCGCCGAAAGGUGUGCCUGGGCCGCUGGCUGUCUCCAUCUACGGCGGCCCGCACGUCCAGCUGGUCUACGGCGACGACUACGACAGCAUCUGCAAGGCGCCGGUGCAGGUGCUCCUCCAGCACGGCAUCUCCGUAGCGGUGGUCGACAACCAGAUGAGCAACGCCAACGGGCUGCGUGACAUGAGCAUCUGCAAGAAGAACAUGGGCAGCUUCGAGACGGAUGAUUACGUGGACGUGACCAACUACUUGUGCUCCUCCACGCCGGCGGAGAGUGGUCUACCCGAGAGCUUCAAAGUGGAUGCGAGGCGCGUCGCCAUCUUUGGCUGGUCCUACGGCGGCUACGCCACAUUGUUGGCCAUGUGCCAGGCGGCCGACGUGUUCAAGAUCGGCUUCGCAGGCGCGCCGGUGGGGGACUGGAAGCUGUACGACACCGGCUACACGGAGCGCUACAUGGGCACACUGUACGAGGACGGCGAGGACGGCACGCGCAAGGUGAAUGCGGCGUACAUGACGUCGACCAUCGGGCACUACGCGGCGGGAUUUCCGGAGGAGUGCAACCGCCUCUAUAUUGCGCACGGGCUACUCGAUGAAAACGUGCACUUUGCCAACAGCUGUCACGUGGUGAAGGCGCUGAUUGAACACGCGAAGCCGUACAAUAUGCUGGUGUACCCCGGUGAGCGUCACGCCUUGCGCCAGAAUCGGCAGUCUCGUCUGCAUCACGACGCGUUGCUGGUGAAAACACUAGAGGAGCAAUUGUAA